AUGAGCAGCUCUGGGAUUCUCAGAAUCUGACACAGCAGCCUUAUAAAACCAGGAGGCUCCACAUUUAUCUCCCACUGUCUGUCUCGCCGUCCUGUUUUCCCGGCCAACCGUGUCACAAGAAACAAACGAACAAGCAGGCAGUCCCUUCCUCCGUCGAUUACACUUGAGGUUUGACUUCUGUGAGGCAGAGAUCAGGUUCUCCGACAUCAAUGUCAGACUUACUUCGAAAUAUAUUUUAAGGGUCAAAGCCUCUCCUCAGAAGGGAUUUUUACAGCGCGGAAGUCGAGUCUAGUCUGGGAGAUCCUGUACGGAUUAUAUAAGUUGAAGAUACUAUUGGGGUGGGGGAGAGAGAAUGAUUCUUUUUUCUUUCUUACGGGGGGUAGAAUGAUUUUCCGGGAAUCAAGAUGGAAAAGGAAAAGUGGUUGCGCAGUGGUGAGUGAUAAAUUAUGUAAAGAGCGGUGGAAGAGGUAGCGAGUAAUAUGUGUGCGAAAUUAAAUGCGAUAGCUAACAAUAUUAAUUAGGGGGCCGUUGUUGCACAUCUCUCUGUUCUAUCAGAUAGUAUUAAUUGCAGAGAGGUGCCUCUCCCCUCCCCUCCCUUCUGUUCUCCUCUCCUCCUCUCCCAGGUGUGAGUUGACCAUUCAUCAGGCUUUCCUAGAUAAAAAUAAAUAAAUAUAAGCUUCUUUAUAACUAAAAUCUCUCCCUCUCGAAGCUGGCUACAUGCGUGCAUACUCUUCUUCUCCUUCCUCUCGCCGGCUUGGGCUUUGAUUGAUUUCCAGUUCAAUUAAAAGGAUGGGAUGUCUUUCUCUCGGCUUCUCAUCCACCUCAGGGUCGCUUAGUUGAUUAAACUUACCAGAGCUAUUGUAAGCUUGAAGUCUCACACACAGUUGCUUCAGGAAUUUAUUCCAUCUUUCCCUUCCCUAUAGGCAUGAAACUUGAUAGUGAGCCAGUGCUUUCCCAGUCAACUCUUGGCCAUAAGACUGAUUCAAAACCUUUUGAAUACAAUAACAAUGUCCUGGCUUCUGCUAUGAAGUCUCAAAAUCUGAUCAUAACAGAAAAUCAGGAGAGGCUUUCAAAGGGCACUGAGAGAGAUGCAGUGCGAUUACCAUAUGCCAUAAAUGGCAGAGAUGGUUGGACAGCCAUAAAAUUUGAUUGUUCCAUGAGCAUGGAUGAUUUGAAAAAUGAAAGUGAAGAUGAGGUCAGAGAUUUUGUUGCAUCACAUACCCAUUCUUCCAGAAAAACAGGAUUUUUUGACAAGGAUUCGGAUAUUGUUAUGGACAAAGGUGUUAUGGAAUGUGAAUUGCCAGAGUUGACAGUUUGCUACAAAGAGAAUGGUUACCAUGUUGUCAAAGACAUCUGCAUUGACGAGGGAGUGCCUUCCCAGGAGAAGAUCCUGUUUGGGAGUGGCAGAGAUACGAAAACUGUGCUCAUUGUUCAUCCUCCUGAGAAGGAUCAAAGCAAAGGAUUGUUGAAAGAAAAACAAGGCACUGAGAUUUACAGUCCAGAUGAAUUAAUGUUUUCGUCAGAAAAUGAUUCGAAGAAGAAUUCAGCUAAUCAAUUCGAUUCCAAGGAUUUGAUACAGACAGAGGAAGAUGCCACUGAGAGUGUUCUGAUUGAUGCCACUGAAGAAAGGCUUUUACCUGGAAAUAAGCUUCCAAUGCUGGAGAGGGACAAGUGUGCUUCCCACUUAAAUUGUUUGAACAUUGACAGCAAAGACGUGGAACAACAUCCCUUUCAGGUCUCUGGUGAAAAUGUAAUCUUGGCUAGCCCUGCUUUGGUGUCUGGAGUGGAAGAAUCAAACAAUAGUGGCAGGAUUUCAAAGUUGGCAAGCUCAACUUCGGUUUAUGGAGCGAAAGAAUCUAACAAUAGUGCUGUGGAUUCUAUGUUGGCAGGCCCUGCUCUGGUUUCUUCAGCCGAAGAAACAAACCACAGUACUGGGGCUCAAAUCUUGGCAACUCCUAAUCUGGUUUCUGCAGCUGAAGAAUCAAACAAUAGCAGUCCUGUCAAUGAGUUUUUUUACAAUAGCAAGCAGGAAAGAGGAAGCAUCACUUUCGAUUUGGACUCUUUAGCACCUGCAGCUAGUGCCAGACAGGAGGAGGGUCCUGAAACUCAAAAUACGUCCAAGUUUGAAAAUUUUAUUUCUGAUGCUCAUACAGAUUCGAGGCAACUUCAUCAUUUUCAGGGAGAGACAAGUUUUUCUGCGGCAGGUCAGGGAGAGGAAAAUUUUCCCGUGGUGGGUACCUUGUCAAGUCUUAUAAAUUACUCUGGUCCAACAGCUUACUCUGGCAGUGUCUCUCUUCGCUCAGAUAGCAGCGCCACCAGCACGCGUUCCUUUGCCUUUCCCGUAUUACAGUCUGAAUGGAAUAGCAGUCCAGUGAGAAUGGCCAAAGCUGACCGGAGACAUUUGGUUAAGCAUAAAUGUUGGAGGAAGGGCUUUCUUUGCUGUAGAUUCUGAAUGAAUGCUUCUUUUCCAUCCAUAGGUUUAGAAUCUGAUUUUAUAUGUGCAGCCUUGGUGUCUAUUUGUGCAGUAGGGAUUAAGUAUCAUGCAUGAAAGUUGAGAUGUAAUUAGCAAUUUCUUAUAAUUUUCUGAUUAUCUGCAUCUUUAUUUUCCCUCAACAAUUAGUCAAUAUAAAUUAUUUUUUGGUUUUUGUUUC
Messenger RNA from Carya illinoinensis, 2651 nucleotides. RefSeq lists its product as uncharacterized. The record is from RefSeq and is a predicted model, not a curated record. Gene Ontology annotation, biological process: regulation of asymmetric cell division. The coding region runs from base 926 to 2452 and encodes 508 amino acids. Lineage: Eukaryota; Viridiplantae; Streptophyta; Magnoliopsida; Fagales; Juglandaceae. The transcript has 5 exons.